Molecule: messenger RNA, 3845 nt
Organism: Oldenlandia corymbosa var. corymbosa
Lineage: Eukaryota; Viridiplantae; Streptophyta; Magnoliopsida; Gentianales; Rubiaceae
Source: the annotation of a GenBank genome assembly
AGAACAUCUCAGUAUUAAUUAGAAAGGACCGUUGGAAACGAAAGAAUACCCGGUGGUAAGGCGUAACGGAUAGUUUUUCCUUUUUCGAAAAAUUACAAGAAAAUCAGAAGAACGGAUUUCAGGUCAUCACCAUAAUCAAGAACUUGUUUUCUGCAAUCUUAUAUUUCCAAGAAACUCUAUUUUCCUCCCAGUAAUAACUCUUAAUCUCGAUCCCCUUUUUGACCAUCGACCAAGAAUUACAGCAGAGGAGAAGGCAUUGAUUUGAUAUAAUCAUCCAUUUUCCGGAAAAAAAGCUGUUUAGGGACUCAUGGAUCUUGGUUGCAUCGAUAUGGGUUGUAUUGAAAAGGAAGGGAAGGAGAUUUCUCCAGAGAAGCAGAGUAGUAGCGGCAGUUCUUCGAGUGAUUCUGCAACGGCUACUUCCAAAAUCGGAAAGGUACGUCCUUUUCUACUUCAAGUUUGUGUGUUCAGCCAAAUCGAUCCAAUCUCUUGUUUUGAUCGGGAAUCAGGAUAGUAGAAUUCAGUGUUUUAUCCAUUAAUUAAUUAGUGAUCCAUCUUCUUUUUGGCGCAUUUGAUUGUAAUUAUUCGAGUUUCGGUUUCUAGUAUUAUAUUAGGGUUAGAAUCAAGCUAUUUCAUAUGGAUUUUGGGGGUUUUGCCGUUUGACUGAAUUAGGAAUCGGAUUUUGGGAAAUUGGUAGCGUGCUUUUCAUUUAUUGGCAAACACGAUCUUGUGUCAUGAUUUCAUUACUUCUUGUAUGGUUCGUGGUGGCAAUUAUUGAUCUGAACUUCUUUUCCUUCUCGUGGGGUUAUGAAUGUCUUGAAAUGUCCCCAUAAAUCGAAUAAAAGGGCUAGACAAUUUAAUGUACUUCGUUUAUAAUCUCAAGUUAAGCCUUUCUUGAAGGACAAUCCCAAUGAUCGGAAAAUUGAAUCUUCGUAAUCCUAGUGUGUUUCCAAAAAGAAAUUAACUUCUUUUCUGCUGAUUUGACGAUGUAGAAACGUUAGGGUUUUGCAACUAAUUUGGUUGAAGAAGCUGUUGCAGGUUUUUUGGGGGCACAUUUAUGAAGUGUGUCUUUAGGAACAAUAAUCCCGGAGUUGAACUGAUAAUUUAGCAGGCAUUGCUUUUGUGGGUAGCUCUUUGAUUUCAGUGAGGGAGGCAGGACUAUACUGCAUAAACUUUCGAAAGAUGUUGUACCAAAAACGGAUUUUGCCCCUUUUCCCCACAUUUUUUGUUGUCUAUUGGCCUUGUUCUUGUUAUUGACUUUCUCAUUUCAGAACAAAGCAACGAGAGACUCUGGACAGUCCAAUUGGAAUGCUUUUAGCAAAUGCGCAUCACAGAUUAGGAAGCCCCCUCGUCGAAAGACAUCACCUUUAAACUGGUUUCCUCGGAAAAAGGUCGAUUCUUACUUGAAGAGGAAAAUACAAAUGUUACAGGAAGUUGAUGGAAUGAAUUCUACACUUGAUGAGACAUUGGGUGAUUCAAAUCCUCAUUAUUCCAGAGUUUUGAAAGAAAAAAUUGCUGUUAAAGAGGCUGCAACUAAGGCAAUGGAGGCUCGUAAGGCUGCAAUGAUUGAAGCAUCUUGGUGUAGGAUACUUAAAGCAGCCAGUAUUGAUUGUAAGGAUGCAGAAGCUCAGCUAGUUGAAGCAGAAAAAGUUGCAGCAGAAGCUUUUGAGGCUGCAACUGCCCUUGGAGUGACCAUGUAUGAUAUUGCUGAUUGCCCUCAAAGGUCUUACAUGAUUGAAAUGUCAACUACUAAAGGAGGGUCUGCCACCCACACUGUUUCAGCAUCUUUUGAAACUGCUUUUGAGGUUGAUAAGCAGGUAGCUUAUGCAGUGAAGUCUGCAUUUAGUAAGCUUGCAAACUGUUCAUCCAUUAAGGAAGAUGAAUUCAGGGAACUCCUGCGCAAAAUUAGCCAGAAUCCUGAUUCAGACGACUUUUCAGAUGGUUUCUCUGAAAUUGCUUCAGAAUGUGAAUCGGAUACUGGGUCAGAGUUUGAUGUGGUAUUGCAUGACCAUGGCUUUGUUUCUCAAGAUUGUCCUGACGUUAAGAAAUCUUCUGGCGUGAAUCAGUAUAUGGUCAAGAAAGGGCAGGUGUCUGAAAAAUUCAAUAUGGCCAAUCUUGCAGAACUGAUGCUGGAAAGACUUAAAGGUUUGCAGGAAGAUGAGCUUUCUUCUCUUGCCACUAUAGUUUCAACUUGUGGGCUAAGUGCUGUUCUAGCUCAAGAAGAAAGUGUCAAGAAGAAUGAUUUAGACUGCAGCACAAAUAAUCAAACACGCAUCCCCGUUCCCCGCAGAAUAUCAACAUUUGGAGCAAGGUCAUUUAGGAGUUCUGGAGUGGAUGGGCAAAGAAAAGGGAUGGAUGAUACUGAACUACCCAGCCUCGACAAAUUCCUGGUGAAGAAACUUACAAGACUUGAGAGGGAAGUGCUAGAAGCAAAAAAUGCCAGGGAAGGUGAUAAGCAGCAGAUUUCUGAGACUGAUAAGAGAUCAGGGGAAUUAGUCAGAAAAGAGGCUGCCAAUAAUGAUUCUGUUCCUGGACUUGGUGAUGUACUAGUGAAGCACUCCUCAAAGCUUGAGAAAGAGAUUGAAAAUGCCAGGAAAAAUAAUCCCACAACGAUCACCAAGAAACCUGGUAAGAACGGUUCCAGUCAAGAUGUUUCUGCAGUACCCAGCUUAGACAAGUUUUUGGUAAAACACAAGUCCAGACUUGAAAGGGAAGUUCAUGAAGCAAAGAGCAGAAGGAAUUUUGAACAAGUAAAGGAUAGCAAGGUUACUGACAGUAGAAAGUGUACUUCAAAUCCUGAUAUAAGCGGUGAAGAAACCAUAUCAUCUGAAGACAUGGAUCCUUCAAUGGAGAAGGAAAACAUUAGCCUGAACCAAAAUGAGGAUAAUGAUAUGGAUCAUAACAGAAAAGGUUCAUCAAUGAGAGGUCACCACCGCAGCAUGUUGAGCCAACAAAGGAGUAAUAGUCAUGACAGUACUGAAUCCGGUUAUGAAAGUCUGGAUAAAGUUUUAGUGAAGCAUGUGUCAAGGCUGGAGAGGGAAAAGCUGGAGUUCCAGGCGAGGGAAGGAGUCACUGCAACAAAUGUGAGGAGGGCAAACAAAGAAAAAACUGACAAGAGUUAUGGUGAAUCGAGCUUGGAUCAGGUUUUGGUUAAACACAAGUCUAGAUUGGAGAGGGAAAAGAUGGCGGCGGCAGCUGCUGCUGAUCAGCCAUCAGAGAAACAUCAGGUUCUGCACUCAGUUGCUCGUAGAGAAGCAAGGCAGAAAGAGCUCCAAGAUGCUUGGGGUGGCUUGAGCCUUGGCAAUUCCAUGCGUCCUCAUCUUUCUAGGCUUCAACGAGACAAGGCGAGUACUAAAUUCUAGUUCUACUGCUUUCCAUUUAAUAUUUUUUUUUUCAAGUGUAAAAUCCUUGUUUCAUUCUGUUUUCACAACAACAUAUAACUUGCGAGUGUAGUUCUGUUCUCAAAUGGUGCUAUUCUUAUUUGAUUCCGUUUAGGCUGCAUGGCUUAAAGCAGAAGAAGAAGAAAGGAAAAGUGCAAUGCAGAUAUCUUGAUCAACUUUGGCUUGUGGAGAACAUUCCUUCACGUUUUGCUUCCUUUUAUUACUGAGCUCUCAGCCCUUCGCUAAGUUCAGUAAACAUUUUCGAAGAAACAAAGCAGUUCUUCUUCAAUUAGUGAUUGCUUUAGUCUUUUGUUACUGUUUCCUCAUAGAAUGAUGAGGACUUUGUCCGAGACUUGAAUUUGUACAGAUAAAGUUUGAACGACGUAUUACAUAUCUGUUGUAAAUUGUAGAAAAUUUGACUAUUGUCUACUCAGAAUUCAGUGUUCUUUAGAAUCAAAAUCAUCUAUG